AUGACGCCGUUUGAGCUGAUGUUUGGUAGACGUGCUGAAUUACCGACAGCCGUCAAACAACCCCCACGUUUGACAUACUGCUAUGAUGAUUUUGCACAAGAGCUUCGGGAAAGAUUACGAGCAGCACACCAGGAAGCGAAGGAGAAACUCGACGCAGGCAAAGAAAAAUCGAAAAUUCAGUAUAACAAAGAUGCUGACGAAGUGGAAUUCUGCAUUGGAGACAAAGUACUGCUGAAAAAUGAUGUUUUGCGACGGGGACGAUCGAAGAAAUUAUCUCAACCAUGGAUUGGACCUUACGAAGUGGUCGAGAAAAAUUCCGAAGUGAACUAUACCAUCAGAUAUG
Diachasma alloeum is the source of this 343-nucleotide messenger RNA. RefSeq lists its product as uncharacterized. The annotation marks the transcript as partial. The record is from RefSeq and is a predicted model, not a curated record. NCBI's taxonomy places the organism in Eukaryota, Metazoa, Arthropoda, Insecta, Hymenoptera, Braconidae. The transcript has a single exon.